This is a messenger RNA of Sorex araneus (European shrew), 2184 nucleotides long. RefSeq names its product Fc receptor-like protein 3. Gene Ontology annotation, biological process: cell surface receptor signaling pathway. Gene Ontology annotation, molecular function: transmembrane signaling receptor activity. The record is from RefSeq and is a predicted model, not a curated record. Bases 1 to 2184 code for a protein of 727 amino acids. Lineage: Eukaryota; Metazoa; Chordata; Mammalia; Eulipotyphla; Soricidae. The transcript has 15 exons.
AUGCUUCUGUGGCUUCUGCUGCUGAUUUUGACUCCAGGAAGAGAGCAGUCAGGAAUAGUUCCAAAAGCUUUUAUUUUCCUGAAUCCUCCAUGGUCUCCAGUCUUCAACAAAGAAAAGAUGAUACUCACCUGCAAGGAUGUACAUUCUCCAGGCCAAGGAGAUGUAUUAUGGUACAAGGAAGAGACGUUCUGGAAAAGAGGCUCUGAAGAGAUUCAAGUUAAAAAGUCUGGAUCUUACAAAUGCAAGACACGGGCAUCUUCUCUCAGUGACCCUGUGCAUGUGGAAUUUCUAUCUGAUAAGCUGAUCUUGCAGGCUUCACAUCCUAUAUUUGAAGGAGAAGAUGUACACCUAAGAUGCCUAAUGAACGAGGGACUGUUUCAUCAAAGAAUUACUGAUAAAUGGACUUACUACAAAAAUGGAGAAAGACUUGGUGAAUCCAACUCAGAUUUCAUACUAAAUUCAGUAUCUGGUGACAAUAGCCAGUAUCAUUGUACCACUUAUAUAAGUGGAUUUCUAGGAAUUUCUGAAUGGGAAGAAGCUUCAAAACCUCUAAUGAUUCAAGUUCAAGAGUUGUUUCCACAACCUGUGCUGACAAUCAGUCCUUUACAGCCAAUAGAAGGGAGUUCAGUGACUCUGAAGUGUGAAACCUGGCUCCCUCCACGAAAGUACAUCACUUCACUUCAAUUCUGUUUCUUUCAAGAAAACCAGACCCUUGGGUCAGGCUGGAGCAGCUCCUCAGAGUUCUACAUCCCUGUCUUGUGGAGUGAAGACUCUGGAUCUUAUUGGUGUCAGGCUCAGACAACUAAUAACAGAGUCAUGAAAAGCAGCUUGAGAUACCAGAUACAUGUUCAGAGAGUUCCUAUAUCUGCUGUGAAACUGGAGAUACAACCUCCUGAGGGACAGCGAAUUGAAGGAGAAAAUCUGUUCCUUACCUGCUCAGUGGCCCAAGGUACAGGAGCUAUCACAUUCUCCUGGCACAGAGAGGGCACAAAUUUGGGAAGAAAGACACAACGUUCCCUGUCAGCAGAACUGCAGAUCCCCUCUGUAAAAGAGAGCGAUGCUGGGAGAUACUACUGCACAGCAGACAACUCUGAUGGCCCCAUCCUCAGUCAGUGGGUUAGAGUCACGUUGAAAAUUCCAGUGUCUUGCCCUGUCCUCACUUUGGGGGCUUCCAUUGCCCAGUAUAUGGUGGGAGACUUGGUGGAGCUUCACUGUGAUGCCCAGAGAGGUUCUCCCCCAAUUCAGUACCAGUUCUAUCAUGAGAAUGUCACCCUGUGGAGCAGUACAGCCCUCUCUGGAGGUGGAGUGUCCUUCAAACUUUCUCUGACUGAAGAACAUUCUGGAAACUACUACUGUGAGGCUGAUAAUGGCCUGGGGUCUCAAAGUAGUGACAGAAUUAGUCUCAACAUCAUAGUUCCAGUGUCUCGCCCUAUCCUCACUCUCCGGGCCCCUCAAACCCAGGCUAUGGUGGGAGAUGUUGUGGAGCUUCACUGUGAGGCCCAGAGAGGCUCUCCUCCAAUCUUAUACCAGUUUUACCAUGGGGGUGUCCACCUGGGAAACAGCUCAGCCCUCGCUGGUGGAGGAGCAUCGUUCAACUUUACCCUGACCUUUGAACAUUCGGCAAACUUCUCUUGUGAAGCGGACAAUGAACUGGGAACGCAGAGCAGCGUAGUGCUGACACUGAACAUCACAGGGACUCCUGGAAACAAAACAGCCCAUAUUAGCAGAAAAGUCACCGGAGGAUUGCUAAGUGCACUGGGCCUGGCUGCUCUGGCUAUUCUGGUGGGUAGUUUCAGAAUCAAAAGAAGAUCAGGUAAUUCUGAAGAUACAGACGUAGUUUAUUCGCUGAUUUGGAACAUACAACAGGCAGAAGAAAAUUCAGAAAUAAGUCAGAAGGGGGAUAUGGUGCCUCCAGGAGGAAAACCUGUACCUGUGGGGCCCAGAGAAUUUUAUCUGGGAAGAAUGCUGAUUGGAGUAGGAGCUAAUGGAUUAUUGGCCUAUUUGCAAAUCAAAAGUUCAUCGAGAAUGCAUCAAAAAGAUAAUAAGGAACCUGUGUUCAUCUAUUCAGAGAUCAAGAAAGUACACACAGAUGACUCUGAUGGGCAGAGAAGCAGUGGAAACAUGACCCAGAAAAGUGCUGCAGGCGACUAUGAGAAUGUUCUACAAGUGCAGAACCAUCCUUGA